CAUGUGACCGUCAUGCAAACAUGAAUAACCACAAGCUCGCGCACAUCGGGAUUAGUAGUAACAUUCGAGCAGCGUGUGCCAGUAAAUUAAGUUAUAUUUCCACAAUUAUGGUACGCGCAAAACACUUUGUAUACAAAAAACACUUCGACGGAUUUCCUAAAGAUGGCGAUCUAGUGCUCGAAGAGGAAGAACUGCCAGCUAUUAAGGAUGGAGAAUUUUUGGCCGAGGCCGUGUACUUGAGCGUUGACCCUUAUAUGAGAAAAUACGCGCCCUGGCAACCACUCAACAAGACAUUUUAUGGCAGACAAAUAGCAGUAAUAAAAGACAGCAAAAAUUCGAAAUUUCCUAAGGGCCAACACGUACUGGCCUCAUUUGGGUGGAGAUCGCACACUAUUUCGGACGGAGUUUCGAAGGAUCCUUUUCCGAUCAAAAUACUACCAGACUAUGGUGGCUUACCCUUGUCGUUGGGGCUUGGUGUACUGGGACAUACUGGCCACACUGCAUAUAUCGGCUUUCUCGAAAUAUCACAACCGAAAGUUGGAGAAACGGUAGUGGUCUCGGGGGCGGCGGGUGCAGUAGGGAGCAUUGUCGGUCAAAUAGCGAAAAUUAAAGGCUGCAAAGUUAUCGGUAUAGCCGGUUCAGACAAGAAAGGCAAGUGGCUGACGGAGGAAUUGAAAUUUGAUCGUUUUAUUAACUAUAAAACGCAAGACGUGAAAACGACGCUGCAAGAAUUUGCCCCCGAAGGAGUUGACUACUAUUUUGAUAAUGUUGGCGGUGAAAUAAGCUCAACGGUUAUUUAUCAGCUGAAUCCCCACGGACGAGUUUCAGCGUGCGGAUCAAUUUCGGAAUACAACGAUGGUGGUCAAAAAGUGACUCCUAUUUACUUUCCUUUGGUAGCCAAGGAACUUAAAAUAGAAGGAUUUCAAUCGCGCAGUUGGUACCAUCGUUGGGACGAGGCAGUAGCGCAAAAUUUGAAAUGGAUACAAGAGGGAAAACUUAAAUACAACGAAACUGUCACGGAAGGUUUUGAAAAUAUGUUCGUCGCUUUUACGGACAUGCUAAGGGGCGGUAAUAUUGGAAAAGCGAUUGUCAAAGCUUGAGCAAUAAAAAAUUAACCACU
This is a messenger RNA of Cylas formicarius (sweet potato weevil), 1120 nucleotides long. Its product is annotated as prostaglandin reductase 1-like. Bases 21 to 1100 code for a protein of 359 amino acids. The transcript is spliced from 6 exons. Lineage: Eukaryota; Metazoa; Arthropoda; Insecta; Coleoptera; Brentidae. Gene Ontology annotation, molecular function: 2-alkenal reductase [NAD(P)H] activity; 15-oxoprostaglandin 13-reductase [NAD(P)+] activity. Gene Ontology annotation, cellular component: cytoplasm. The record is from RefSeq and is a predicted model, not a curated record. Gene Ontology annotation, biological process: prostaglandin metabolic process.